Molecule: messenger RNA, 731 nt
Organism: Nicotiana tabacum (common tobacco)
Lineage: Eukaryota; Viridiplantae; Streptophyta; Magnoliopsida; Solanales; Solanaceae
Source: RefSeq, a predicted model, not a curated record
UACCUUUGUGCAGCUGAACUACUAGGAUUUGAUAGUUUCAUUCCGCCAUUUGUAACUGCAAGAGGCAAAGAAAUACUCAAAGGCGUCAAUUAUGCAUCAGGAGUUGCUGGAAUUCGUGAUGAGACUGGCUAUCGAUGGACUUUGUAUAGCUAUGGAGCAAGGAAGGUGGCUGUGUCAAAUAUUGGUCUAUUAGGUUGCUUGCCAGAAGAGUUGGAGGUGUUUGGAAGAAAUGCAUCUGGAUGUGUUGAUUUCAUAAAUAAUUAUGUGAAGCUGUUUAAUGACAAACUCAAGCUUCUUAUUGAUGAUUUGAACAUUAAUCUUCCUAAUGCAAGGUUUAUUUACAUAAAUCAGACUAGCAUUUCAUCUGGGGGUCCCUCACCUGUUGGAUUUACAGUGGACUCAUCAUGCUGCAUAACAUCAGACACUAUAGCCAAAGGACAAUGCCGUAAAGGUGAAGUUCCAUGCAACAACAGGAAUCAGUAUAUUUUCUUUGAUAAUUUUCACCCUACAGAAAUUGCAAAUAUGGCCACAGCUAGAAGAUCAUUUAAUGCUUUUCUACCGUCUGAUGCAUAUCCAACGGAUAUUAGCCAAUUGGUGCAAACUUAAUAUUAAUCUCUGUGUGUUAAUUCCUCUACCAUUGCAUUGUUAGCUUUGAAUUCAUUGCAUUGUUAAAAUUAUGUAUUCAUAUAUGAUAUUUGUCGACUCAUCAUGCUUAUAUAUGAAAAUUUAUA